This is a messenger RNA of Solanum pennellii, 330 nucleotides long. RefSeq lists its product as uncharacterized. The transcript has 2 exons. NCBI's taxonomy places the organism in Eukaryota, Viridiplantae, Streptophyta, Magnoliopsida, Solanales, Solanaceae. The coding region runs from base 1 to 330 and encodes 109 amino acids. The record is from RefSeq and is a predicted model, not a curated record.
AUGGAAGCUUUUACAAGUGUCUCUACCUAUUCCCAGCACCUCAAGUCAUUGUCAGACAAACUCAUAAAUGUAGGCUCUCCCGUCACCUACAAUAAACUAGUUAUUCAACUGGACUCUGGCCUCACCGAACCCUACAAAGGCCUAUUUGAUGCUCUUCUUGAAGAGACCGACCUUGCCAGAAGGGCGGCACAGAGCUCAUUAUCAAUAAUUGUGGCUCGUGAUUCGAAUGUCUCACAAGAUAUUUUUGAUAAUUCCUUUUCACAACGCAAUACUAAUGGUGGGAAGAGGAACCACUAUCGCAACAAUGAUCGCAGCAACAAUGGUUGUUAA